UUCAACAGAUAAGGCAAGAGUUUCAUUCCCCCCUUCUUUUUCUCCACUCACUCACACUCUUCCUCUACUUUCACCUCUCUUCUCUAGCCAUGGCGGAAGCUUCUAGAAUACUCCAAUCAGGUUUCCUUCCUCCUUUCUCCCAUAAUUCUCCAUCUCACAGAACCACUCUCCACUUCAACUCCUCCUACACUUUCCACAGAAGAAACAGUACUACUCCUAACACCAUUAAUAUUCGCUGUUCUUCAUCAGUUUCCGCAGCUGAAACUACCAAACCGACAAAAGCAGAGAAUGUUCCGUGGGGCUGCGACAUUGAUUCUCUCGAAAAUGCAUCCACUUUGCAGAAAUGGUUGUCGGAUUCGGGACUGCCUGACCAGAAAAUGGGCAUACAAAGAGUGGAUGUUGGAGAAAGAGGCCUUGUUGCUCUAAAAAAUAUUAGGAAAGGGGAAAAGUUGCUCUUUGUUCCUCCCUCACUUGUCAUCACUGCUGACUCGAAAUGGAGCAACCCUGAGGCUGGUGCUGUGUUAAAACAAUACAAUGUUCCAGAUUGGCCUUUUCUUGCUACAUAUUUAAUAAGCGAGGCAAGCCUCAUGAAAUCUUCAAGAUGGAGUAACUAUAUUUCUGCCUUGCCUAGACAGCCUUACUCUCUCUUGUACUGGACUCGUUCUGAGCUAGACAGGUAUUUGGAAGCAUCACAAAUAAGAGAACGGGCAAUUGAAAGGAUAAAUAACGUCACUGGAACGUACAAUGAUUUAAAACUCAGAAUAUUUUCCAAACAUCCUGAUUUAUUUCCUGAAGAGAUAUUCAACAUAGAGACUUUCAACUGGUCAUUUGGAAUUCUCUUCUCACGUUUGGUCAGAUUACCCUCUAUGGAUGGAAGAGUUGCCUUGGUUCCUUGGGCAGAUAUGCUGAAUCAUAAUUGUGAGGUGGAAACUUUUCUUGACUAUGAUAAAUCAUCGCAAGGAAUUGUCUUUACAACGGACAGGGCAUAUCAGCCAGGUGAGCAGGUUUUUAUAUCAUAUGGAAGGAAAUCUAAUGGAGAGCUUUUGCUUUCAUAUGGAUUUGUUCCUAGAGAAGGCACCAAUCCUAGUGAUUCAGUUGAGUUGUCAUUUUCACUUAAGAAAUCUGAUAAAUGUUACAAGGAGAAGGUGGAGGCUCUGAAGAAGCAUGGGUUAUCAGCGUCGGAAUGCUUUCCUAUACAAGUCACUGGUUGGCCAUUGGAAUUGAUGGCGUUUGCUUAUCUAGUAGUCAGUCCACCUAGCAUGAGCAGACAGUUUGGAGAGAUGGCUGCUGCAGCAUCGAAUAAGUCAACAUCAAAGAAGGAUAUGAAGUACCCGGAGAUAGAAGAAGAAGCAUUGCAAUUUAUUCUGGAUAGUUGUGAAUCCAGCAUAUCAAAGUAUUCCAAGUUCCUUCAGGCAAGUGGAGAAAUGGAUCUCGACGUAACGAAUCCAAAGCAGCUAAACAGAAGAGUGUUUCUGAAACAGCUAGCAGUUGAUCUCUGCACAAGUGAGCGGAGGAUACUCUUCCGUAGCCAAUAUAUACUGAGGAGAAGAUUGAGGGAUAUUAGGAGCGGCGAACUGAAAGCUCUCAACUUAUUUGAUGGACUUAGGAACCUUUUCAAAUAACUUGUUGAAUGACUCUUCCCCCAUUUUGAUAUCAACCCUUCUGCUUUCGGGCGAAGUUAUCCACUGUCUCAAUGUUGAAUUGCUAAGAAGUCAUUGUUUUACAAUUUGAGACAGCACAAAGGAGUGGAGUCUCUUCUCUUUAUAAUUUUAAUCACUGUGUCAUGUAUGUAUAAUACAUGUUGUAUCUUUCAACUUAACUUCGAUAACUUUGUAAUUUGUAAACGCUUUUGAGGUUAUUCAGACUUCUGCUUACAGAGCUG
Messenger RNA from Nicotiana tabacum (common tobacco), 1882 nucleotides. Its product is annotated as ribulose-1,5 bisphosphate carboxylase/oxygenase large subunit N-methyltransferase, chloroplastic-like. The record is from RefSeq and is a predicted model, not a curated record. Lineage: Eukaryota; Viridiplantae; Streptophyta; Magnoliopsida; Solanales; Solanaceae. Gene Ontology annotation, molecular function: protein-lysine N-methyltransferase activity; protein binding; [ribulose-bisphosphate carboxylase]-lysine N-methyltransferase activity. Gene Ontology annotation, biological process: peptidyl-lysine monomethylation. Gene Ontology annotation, cellular component: chloroplast.